AUGAACCACGACGCCAUACUUCAAACUGUCCAGCGAUGGCGGCGCCCACGCUACUCGGCACGCCCCUUCGCCCUUACUAUCCUCGCCAUUACCCUCAUCUCGUUACUUGCAUGGGCAAAGACACAGGCUCGUCCAGGCGCAACGUCAUCUGGCUUGCUACACAAGAGGGACGUGACUAUCCUGGAUCAAGAGUGCCGCCUCGUCCACCAUGCCCACGACCAGUGCGCUUUUGUGCGCGCAAACUGCCCCGAUGAAGAAGCCGGAGUCAUCUCGUACCUGACUUUUUACUACUGUCGCCUGCCUCGCGCAAAGCCAGUCGCCUUCGCCCUCAUGACCCUCUGGCUUGCUCUGCUCUUCAGCACCAUUGGAAUCGCAGCCAGCGACUUCUUCUGCGUCAACCUCAACACUAUUGCGCGCAUGUUGGGCAUGAGCGAAAGUCUUGCCGGGGUAACCUUGCUUGCCUUUGGAAAUGGCAGUCCCGAUGUCUUCUCCACCUUUGCUGCCUUCCGCACCCACGCAGCAAGUUUGGCUGUCGGCGAACUUAUUGGCGCUGCGUGCUUCAUCACUGCCGUUGUCUCAGGCUCCAUGGCCCUCAUUCGACCCUUUCAAGUCGCCCGUAAGAGCUUUGUCCGUGACGUUGGCUUCUUCCUCGUCGCCGCCGCCUUCAGCAUGGGCUUCAUCAUCGACGGCAAGUUGCAUCUCUGGGAAGCGAUCAGUAUGGUUGCCUUCUACCUGUUCUACGUCGCUUUUGUUGUUAGUUGGCACUGGUGGCUCAACCUGAGGAAGGCGCGACGGGCAAGGGCUGCCACUAUGAGGAACCAAUAUGUCAUGCCUAAUGGUGAAGAGGAAGAAAUUCAGGAGUACCAUGACGAGGAAACAUCGUCUCACAGCAGAACCCCAAGUCACGGCAUAUCCAUCGAUGACUUUUCCAUGCUCGAAAAUGCUGGCAAUGACGAGCGCAUGAUCGACGAUGACGACAAUGAAGAAGAGCGCGAACGUUGGAUGGGCGAGCUGACCAACAACAUGCGCGUCAACCGACCCAGCAACUCGCGUCGCAACACGCACACGCCCAUUCGUCCCAGUCUAGUGGGAGCCCUCGAAUUCAGGGCUGUGCUGUCUUCGCUGCAAAAGUCACGAAAUAUUCAGUCCAUGCCCAUCAAUCUUCGUCGAUACUCUGAUGAUCCGACCUACACCACUGCUCAGCAGCAAAAGUACAUUUCACAAGGGACACAUGCUGCCGCACAGCCUCCCUUUGACGCCCAAUCUAGUGCCUCCGAUGCCUUGGCACACGUGAGCCGAUCAAACCUUGACAUUAACUAUGGUCUGGGUAAUCGAACUCGAGCAGUGUCAACUAAUGACAUCGACAAUAUCUUGUUGCAACCUAGCACCCUUCAAGGUCAGCCCGUGCCUGAUAUAACACUUGCGUCGGCAACCCCUAAUGACCAAGACGCGUUACUGAACGCUCCCCCAUCGCCAACUAUUUCCCUGUCUCCACCAAAUUCUCCAUCCUCAUACGAUCCAAUCUCAAAUACGCCCAGAACAAGGCCAACUUCAUCGAACAUGCUCGCGCCACCUAGCGGUGAUAACAGGGCAUCGGUCCGCCAAGGCACAUCGUCACCCAGUCCUUUCUCCUCGCCUGUCAUAGAAGCCAGCGACCGCCAAUCGCCUCCAAGUCUGAGGCUGGUUGUGCCAGAUGCUAGCUCUCCGCCAAUUCCCUUCCCCGCUUACACUGACUAUCCCUGGUCGGCGCAAUCAGCUUCGAGACCUGCAAGCCUUCGCCCGCCAUCUCCUAGUGCAUCUUCAGCGUCGGGAUAUUUCCCCAGGAACACAUUUGGUCUUUUUGAUCAAACUAGAACCCCUAGAUGGUGGCCAUCCAAUCUUCUGCCUGCACCCUAUGUGCUUCUCGCAACCCUCUUUCCAACUUUGACCAAUUGGAAGAGCAAAAGCUUCUUUGACAAGAUUUUGGGAUUGGUAGCAAGUAUACCGGUGUUUCUACUUACAAUCACAUUGCCCGUGGUCGAACCUCCGUCGGACGAGACUGAGACAAGCCACCCCGAGCCCUCAUUCGACUUUGGUUUACCGACAUCUCCAUCGACUCACAUUGGCAGUACAGAUUCACAUACGCGUAAUGCUUCUCUGACUUUGCCACCGGAUAGAUCAAAUAACGUUACGUACUCUAAGGAUAACAGACCCUCCAAUUUAUCCAUGCCACAAGGCAACAGCAACUCUUCGGCCAAUGCUGGUCACACACCUCAAGUAUACAUUACAGGUACAGACACACUGGCGCAAUCACCUGAGCAGGUUCCGGCACUCGGCUUGUCCGAAUCGACACAAUGGAAUCGCUGGCUAGUCAUUGUGCAGAUAUUCACGGCGCCAUUGUUCAUCGUCUUGGUCUUUUGGGCAAACAUGGAACCCGACAACCCUCGCGCUCUACUACGCCAUACACUUUACUCCUUAAUUGCUUCACUGUGUAUUCUGGCGCUGAUUCUGCUCACCACAUCUCCGUCUCGGCCACCCCACUGGCGCUCGGCGCUCUGUUUCCUUGGAUUCGCUGUCGCCAUCGCAUGGAUUAGCACGAUUGCCAACGAAGUUGUUGGUGUGUUGCGCACACUGGGCGUCAUCCUCAACAUGUCUGAUGCAAUCCUGGGCCUCACCAUCUUCGCUGUUGGAAACUCGCUUGGCGACCUUGUUGCGGAUAUUACUGUCGCGCGCCUCGGUUUUCCCAUCAUGGCUCUUUCGGCUUGCUUCGGCGGCCCUAUGCUUAACAUUCUGCUGGGCGUGGGCUUGAGCGGAUGCUACAUGGUGAUAUCCAAGGGAGAACAUCGACAUGAGAAACACCCGGAUCAGUCGGUACAUUUCCGGCCUUAUCACAUCGCGGUCAGCACUACAUUGGUUAUUUCUGGUGCGACACUACUUAUCACUUUGUUUGGCCUGCUCAUUGCGGUGCCUUUGCGCAAGUGGAAGAUGGACAAGGUCAUCGGCUGGGGAUUGGUCACAUUGUGGUCUGUGAGUACAGUUGCUAAUGUACUUGUGGAGGUACUGGGAUAUAGUAGUAGUGUUAGCUAG
This is a messenger RNA of Bipolaris zeicola 26-R-13, 3066 nucleotides long. RefSeq lists its product as uncharacterized. Gene Ontology annotation, cellular component: membrane. Gene Ontology annotation, molecular function: monoatomic cation transmembrane transporter activity. The coding region runs from base 1 to 3066 and encodes 1021 amino acids. NCBI's taxonomy places the organism in Eukaryota, Fungi, Ascomycota, Dothideomycetes, Pleosporales, Pleosporaceae. The record is from RefSeq and is a predicted model, not a curated record. Gene Ontology annotation, biological process: monoatomic cation transport; transmembrane transport; intracellular calcium ion homeostasis. The transcript has a single exon.